Messenger RNA from Podarcis muralis (Common wall lizard), 1059 nucleotides. Lineage: Eukaryota; Metazoa; Chordata; Lepidosauria; Squamata; Lacertidae. The record is from RefSeq and is a predicted model, not a curated record.
UGACCACAGCAGCCUCCAGCGAUACAGAGGGGCGACAGCAUAGCCGCUCCAUGUGCCAGGGAAACUUUUGCUUACUCAGCGGGUUGCGGGACGGAGAGGGGAAAUGCUGUCCGGAAUGGAUAAGCAACUUCUCUGUUAAAUUCCCGGGCUUGCCACAGACGCUAAAACUACAACAGCCAAGGCAGUUGCGAGAGCCUCUCCAAUAACCUCUGCUUUCUUCUCCUCGCAGAGACCGACAUGUCUCCUUUUCUCCGUAUUGGAUUGUCCAACUACGACAGCGGUCCCUAUCUCCCUUCCCAGGGAGAUGUGAUCGAUCCGUAUUGCGCAGUGAUAGUCAAGGAAGCAGUGGAGUCAGAGAACGGCCAAUCCUACAUCCAGAAGAAGCCCACCAUGUACCCACCUUGGAACAGCACUUUCGAUGCUCACAUCCACAGGGGGCGCGUAAUGCACAUCGUUGUGAAGGACAAGAGCGCAGAAAUGGUCGCAGAAACGACGGUAGAACUCAAUUUGGUUGCAGAGAAGUGCAAAAAGAAGAAUGGGAAAUCAGAAAUUUGGCUAGAACUGAAGCCACAAGGCAGAAUGUUAAUGAACGCAAGAUACUUCCUGGAAACUACUGAUGAUCCAGAGUUUAUUGACUGUGAAAAGGAAGGGUUUUUCUCUCUGCACCAACGGAGAGGAGCCAUCAAGCAAGCCAAGAUCCACAAUGUCAAGUGUCACGAGUUCACUGCUACCUUCUUCCCCCAGCCCACGUUCUGUUCCGUUUGCCACGAGUUCGUCUGGGGUCUUAACAAGCAAGGUUACCAGUGCAGACAAUGCAAUGCUGCCAUUCACAAGAAGUGCAUUGACAAAGUAAUAGCAAAGUGUACGGGAUCAGCCAUCAAUAGCAGAGAAACCGUGUUCCACAAAGAGAGGUUUAAGAUUGACAUGCCCCACCGAUUUAAGGUCUACAAUUACAAAAGCCCAACGUUCUGCGAUCACUGCGGCACUCUGCUCUGGGGUCUGGCACGGCAGGGUUUGAAAUGUGAUGGUAAGUCCAGGGCCUCAGCUAUAGAGCUGUAA